Nothobranchius furzeri (turquoise killifish) is the source of this 808-nucleotide messenger RNA. Its product is annotated as gamma-crystallin N-A. The record is from RefSeq and is a predicted model, not a curated record. Gene Ontology annotation, biological process: visual perception; lens development in camera-type eye. NCBI's taxonomy places the organism in Eukaryota, Metazoa, Chordata, Actinopteri, Cyprinodontiformes, Nothobranchiidae. Gene Ontology annotation, molecular function: structural constituent of eye lens.
GCCUUUGCCUCGCCACGCCGCCACACUCUCCGUCAGCCGUAUAUAUCUGGGAGCUUACCUUUUCCCACUCUCGAACUUUGUGAGUAUUUUGGGGGCAUUUAGAGAAGGAAAAUGUCUCAGUACUCAGGAAAGAUCGUGCUCUUUGAGGGGAAAUGUUUCACAGGGAGGAAGCUGGAGCUCCGCAGCGACUGUGACAACUUCCAGGACCGCGGCUUCCUGAACAGGGUCAACUCUGUCCGCGUGGAGAGCGGGGCCUUCGUCUGCUUCGACCACCCAGACUUCAAGGGCCAGCAGUACAUUCUGGAGCACGGCGAGUACCCUGAAUUCCAGCGAUGGAAUGCCCAUAAUGAUCACAUGGGCUCCUGCAGACCAGUCAGGAUGCAUGGAGAGCACUAUAGGCUGGAGCUGUUUGAGGGAGACAACUUUACCGGCCAGUGUGUGGAGCUGUGUGACGACUGUCCCUUCCUGAACGCUCGAGGCCUGACCAAGAACUGCCUCAACUCCAUCAAGGUUUACGGGGAUGGCGCCUGGGUCUUAUACGAGGAGCCAAACUACCGAGGCCGCAUGUACGUCGUGGAGAGAGGAAACUACUGCAGCCACAAGGAGUGGGAGGCGGAGAAUCCCACGGUCCAGUCCGUUCGCAGGGUGGCAAACUACUUUUGAAGCUACCUCCCAGUAAAACAUCCUCUCUUUGACUCUGUGGGGCCAUUAAAAAAUAAAACAUGCAGAAAAUGUUUGAUGCUGCUUGUUGUUUUAUUUCUGUACUGAGUUAUUCCAAGUUUGAAAUAAAGUAGUGAUCUUUCUCCUU